AUGGCAUUCAUCGUUAUCUAUCCGGCGGUGGCCAUGCUCGCCAUGUUUAUCGUCCUCGUUAUAAUAUUGAUCCUGAGAUGCGGUGGCCGACUUGGUCUACGUCAUCACGCUCUGCCAGACAACAACGACCUAAGGGAGCACACAUAUGCUCAGAAAAUCAGUUACGCCUGAUAGGAUGUAGGCAAGGUAUGUUCUCGCCAGUGUCCACAUAAAAUGGCAGGGAAUCCAACAUUCACUUUCACACUCCCCCAUCGGGAAACAUUCCACGAGCAACAUAGGAAACCAAAUGUCUCAGAUUGUAACAGAUUUUUAUCUCUGAACUUUUCACUUCUCAACCCCUAUCAACAAUCGUAUUCGGGAACGAACAAAAAAUAAAAACACACACAUUCUAACAGAGAAGCUAUGAAGGUUCAACAUGGACCAGCCGGAAAUACCCAAAUCAAAGAAAUUCGCCCAUUCUCCCGUUCUAUCAAUUUCCUUUUUCUCCACUCGGCCUUAUUAGAUUGUUGGGGCAGAUGCAUUGACAAAGAAAAAUACAUUCGUUAUUUUAUUUCCGGCCGGUCAAAUAUCAUUUUCACUAGAUUCAGGAAAGCGGAAAAGAAAUAACAUGCAACGGGUAACACUUCUGCUCGGCUGAAUGCGCCUAAUUGAAACGGAUUCCGUCCAAUUUUUGACUUGAUUAUCUUCAUAUAUGACAGAAAUUUUUAUACAAUGUUUUGUAUUGUAGCUUUAAGAUAUAUUUUUCCAGUAAAUUUAACGCCAAUUGAAACCAUACCCAAUAUUAUGACGUUGUUUGUAAAAUUGAUUGAUCGUGAUAAGCGAAUGAACUCAUUAAGAGGCGUCCAAUUAGCGUAAAUAUAUUUCACAACUGCUCCCAAAGCUCCUCUUAGAACGAAAAACAAUGUACCGACUCCCACAUAUCCACAUAAAUCCGCUGGGAGUGGUGCCGAUGCGGUUGCAACUUUACAUCGCAAAAUAGAUCAUAAAAGUACAAACAGAGAGAAGACCAAAAACAAACAUCGGUGUUAAUUGGAAUCUACGGUUAAAAUUCGAUUGAAGGUUUCGAAUAUAAUUAUACAUUAAAAAAUAAAUGUAAUGACAUUUGCGAAUCGCACAAACACACGUAAUGAGUUAAAAUGUGAAAGUUCGAACGAAAAAUAAAAUUGCAAUCUUCUUAAUGAG
Messenger RNA from Toxorhynchites rutilus septentrionalis, 1182 nucleotides. RefSeq lists its product as uncharacterized. Lineage: Eukaryota; Metazoa; Arthropoda; Insecta; Diptera; Culicidae. The transcript has a single exon. The record is from RefSeq and is a predicted model, not a curated record. Bases 1 to 171 code for a protein of 56 amino acids.